GCCUUUGAUAGGAACCGGUGUUGUACCGGCUUGUGUGUGAGCGCCUCCCUUAAACUCACUCUUACAACAGAACGCACUAAACACAAGUUUGGACAAUAUUUAUGAUCUACGACUCUAACCGCUUGAACAUAUCAAUAUGUUAUUCCCUUUUUUCUCUCUCUUUAUUUUCAACCAGUCUAAAUGAUCUGUGCUUUUAAGUGUUCUGCGAAGACCGAACAUAGGCGAAUUUUCAACGGCAUGCAGAGGAAUUAAGCAGUCGGGUGAUCGGAGCGUCGAGGCUGUAUCGCUCUGAAAUCCAACCCGUGGAUUGAGGCCUAAAUCCCCACAGCGGAUACAUGAUUGUGGUUUAUCAGUUGACAUGAGGAAAGAAGAUACUGAACCGAGUCAGGACGGUUUUGCUGCCGAUCGUUUGAGACAGGCCCUCCUCCAGUCCUGAAUCCAGCAUGACGGAGGUCCAGGCCACAGUUGAGUUCUCUGUGGAGCUCCACAAGUUCUAUAAUGUGGAUCUCUUCCAAAGAGGGUUUUAUCAGAUCCGAGCCAGUAUGAAAGUGCCCCCACGGAUCCCGCAGAGGGUGGAAGCCAGUCUGCUGCAUCCCACAGGUUCAGAUCUGGCUUUCCCAGCAUCAGUUCAAGAUGAUGUGGUCUGCAGCAAAACCUUUCAGAUCCUUUAUAAAAACGAGGAAAUUGUAGUCAACGAUGUCCUCGUAUUCAAAGUGAUGAUGCUGCUAGAUGCAAAGAGGGUGGAAGAGUCCUUAAAUGAAAUGGACUUUCAGAUGUCGUUGGACCUGUUCUUCACCGAUGGCGACUACUCGCCCGAGGACCAGAGUCCUCUCCAGAGCAUCAGCAGUCGAAUGCUGCAUUUGCACUUUAGCCUUCACAGAGGCAUCCAUCAGCACGUCAACGUCAUGUUUGACUAUUUCCAUCUGUCUGUCAUCUCUGCCACUAUCCACGCAUCACUGGUGGCUCUGCAUCAACCUCUAAUCAGUUUCCCACGGCCAGUCAAAAGCACCUGGCUGAAUCGGAAUGCUCCGGCACAAAGCAAAGACUCUCUCAUCCCAACGCUGGAGUGUGUGGUGUUCAGUAACACCUACGUCAAGCAGCUGUCCUCAGAUGGCAAAACCUUCCUGGUAUCGGAUCAGUGCCUACAGCAUGCCUUCAGCCUUCACCAGAACAUGUGUGCCAACUUGCUGCGUGCAUAUCAGGGUCUGUUCUGCUAUUUAACCUCCCUGACCAAGAAUCUGCCCGCAUCUCAGCGCAUAGAGCUAGCCAAGCCCAGCAUGCAGGUCCUUUAUGAACGAGUUCUCAGAAGACCUUACCCUCGAGGCCAAAGUCACGUCUACAUAGAGGAACUUGAUGUGGAGGCCCGGCUUGAUGAGCUUUGUGAACAAGUCAAGCAGAGGGGAGAGAGCCCAGAUGAGUUGGCUGAACUGGUGAACAUGAAUUUGGCGCAGCUAUGCUCUCUGCUCAUGGCAUUGUGGGGGAAUUUCCUGGAAGUGGUGUCCCUGAAUGAGCGUGUCUCUGAGCUGUUGGCUCAGGAGCACCAUACAUUACGGGUGCAAAGAUUUGCAGAAGCUUUCUUUUGUCUUGAACACCCAAGACAGAGUGCACUAGCCUACCAGGAACUACAUGCUCACAGUCACCAGCAGAUGACCACAGCUAUUAAGAACUCCUCCUACUUCUUGUCCUUGCCACCACUUCCUGUUGAAUGUGCAGAUCUUGAUGGUGAUGUGAACUCCCUACCAAUCAUCUUUGAGGACAGAUAUUUGGAAUCGGUUACCGAAGAUCGCGAUGGUCCAUGGCUUGGUCUCCACAACAACAGGAGUGGCUCUGUGUCCACUAAAGCAGACAGGUCCAACUCAAAGGACUCUAUUGCUAGUGGAUUGGGAGGCCUUGGUCCGUACCCAGAUAAGCAGCAAACUGCCCUCGCCACGGCUUGGCCUGAGCAAAAUGAGCCUCCCCUCAAAUCCAAAGCCAAAUCUAUCAAGCUGAAGAAGAACACCAAGACUGAAAAUUCAAAGAAGCUGAUCAGGCAAAGCUCCAAAGACUCUGUGAUCCUCACAGGCUACAAGAACUUGAAGGUUCCUCAUGGUGAACCAACCACCAAGUCCAAAGAAGUAGACACUCAGUGCACUCCAAAAGGCGAGCUCGAUGACAUAGGCAAAUACAUCUUCCAGAAUGAAACUGCAACCACACGUUGUGCUCCAAAUACAAGUGACAUUCAAGGCAACGUCGGUAUCCAGAACGACAGCUUUUCCAAUCUUUUGAGUUUGCAAAUGCAGGCUAGGCCCCAGGCUGGUACUGGAGCAGAAGCCACACAAAGCGCAGCUGCCAGAAUUGAUUUGACACAUCCACCUGCUGGGCUCAGACAUAUAGAUGUAAAGCCGAGCGACAAGGACCCCUACCAGGGUGAAAAGGUCACCAUUCUCUUACCGCACCACUCGGAUCCAACCGCCAAGAUGGACGUUCCAGAGUUCAAGAGUCGAUUCGGGGACGGUGCCAUGUUCAUCGGAGCUUGUGGAGCUGUGUUGAGGAGUGAUUGUGUUCCUCAAGGCUCCUCCAGGCUCUCAGACUCAGGAAUCGAAAGCGAGCCCAGCUCUGCAACACAGCUAGCCCCAUUCUCUCCGUCUCCUUUUGCUUCUACUAGCCUGGAGCCGCCAACAGAGCCGAUUCUACCAAGUGCCCACCAGAGACCAUCUCCUCUUAGCCCUGCCUCCAGGGGAGCCACAGCAUUGGAGGGUGUGAAUCCAGAGAGCACCAGCGGCAUUAGUGGAGUCCAGUCUUCCCUCACCUCCAUUAAUUCACUCCCCUCGGAUGAUGAGGUGGAGACGGAGGUCACUAGCAGAAAGUCCAGCAUCCUGGUGCAGGAACAGAGCCUCAUAUUUUCAGGAGAAUCUCACAACCUCGUGUUAUCGAGCUCUAGAGUUUUGACUCCACAAAAAGCUUCCAUCAGUCAAGGAGAUGAGGACUCUGCUACCCAGUCCUGCUGUGAAAAUAAUGCUCCUGACAGGCCGUCAGGAGCUAGUGGGACCGAUCUUCCAGGUGGUGCAGCUUCAGGGCCAGAAGCAUGUAGUGAGCCUCAGACGACUGCCCAAUCCAGUACAUCGGUCACCAGCAGCACGGACCUGGUGAAGAAAGGCUUUGUGGAGAACUACUUUGGCUCACGUUCCAGCACUGAUAUAUCUGAGAUCAGCCCACUGGAGACUGCAGCUGUAACGCUGGGGAUCCAGACUUGCACAAAUGCUCCUGACAAAGAGGAUGAAGAGGAGGAGCAGGAUCAUGAGAUGAUUGAGAACGGUUUCUACGAGGAGACCGAUGGGUUGGUUUAUGUUAAUGGACUCCCAGAGGAGGAAGGAAGGUGUGAGGAUGGGGGAGCAGAGGGAAAGACCCUUUUUUAUAAUCAACUGGGAUUGGAACAGCUCCAGGAAACCUACACCCCCUCAGCCAGCCUGCAGACACUGCCUCCUGGACCAGCACCAUCCAGCAAUGACCUCUGCUGGUACAAGAUCGCUCCCACUGCUCAGAUGACAGCGUUUGCCCAAGCAAAAGAGGAUUUGAAGCAACUUAAUUUACCAGGCUUCCUGUACAGUGAGGUGGCAGAUCUGGCGUCCACUGUGCCAUAUUUCAGCAUGGACGAGGAUGAAAACUGUGACGAGGGCAUACAUCUAAUAGUGUGUGUACAUGGUCUGGAUGGUAACAGUGCAGAUCUGCGUCUAGUGAAGACUUAUCUGGAGCUCGGUUUGCCUGGAGCUCGUAUAGAUUUCCUUAUGUCAGAACGCAAUCAGAAUGACACAUUUGCUGAUUUUGAGUCCAUGACUGACAGACUUUUGGACGAAAUUGUGCAGUACAUACAAAUCUACAACCUCACGGUUUCCAAGAUAAGUUUUGUGGGUCAUUCUCUGGGAAAUCUGAUUGUACGCUCAGUGCUGACGAGGCCCAGGUUUAAGUGUUAUCUCAGCAGACUGCACACAUUUCUAUCUCUGUCUGGACCACAUCUCGGCACUCUGUACAACAGCUCAGCCCUCGUCAAUACCGGGUUGUGGUUUAUGCAGAAGUGGAAGAAAUCUGGCUCUCUGCUGCAGCUGACCUGUCGCGACCACUCUGACCCACGCCAGACCUUCCUCUAUAAGCUAAGCAAGAAAGCAGGUCUUCAGUUCUUUAAGAACGUGGUGCUGGUGGGGUCUCUUCAGGACAGAUAUGUCCCCUAUCACUCUGCUCGAAUCGAGAUGUGCAAAACAGCCUUAAAGGACAAACAGACUGGUCCCGUGUAUGCUGAGAUGAUCGAGAACCUUCUACUUCCUGUGCUUCAGAAGAAAGACUGUACUCUGGUGCGUUACGAUGUCAUACAUGCUCUGCCCAACACCGCCAACUCCCUGAUUGGCCGGGCAGCCCACAUCGCCGUCCUGGACUCUGAGAUUUUCCUGGAAAAGUUCUUCCUGGUGGCAGGGCUCAAGUUUUUUCAGUAGCCUUGCUAGACCAGUAGCGAAUACCUCACUGCAAACGGAUGUUUUUCUGGUUCUUUUUUUUUUUUCUCACGGUUUUAAGUAUGCUCUUGGAGGUAAAGCAAAAUAUAUCAGUGUUAUUUUUGUUGUCGAUUUAGUUUCUAUUCAAGUCGGUUGUGAAUGUAGAACUUCUCUUUUGUAUUUUUCUUCUGGCAUUUUUUUUGUAAUAUCAUUUUAAUGGUUUAUUCAUUUUAAAGAAAAUCAAACCUCCCAAGUUUUUUGUUUGUUUGUUUGUUUGUUUGUUUUUUUCCAGUUUUAUUUAUGUACAACAUACAUUUUUACCAUUCUACCUUAUGCUGAACUGGAAAUGUAGCUGCUAAAAAACAAUGAACUAUUUAUUUGGGCUGGAAAUCCAGGUCAUUUUCAUGGUAAAAACAUGUUCACUUGAACGUUUUGGUAUCUAAGGUUGGCUGGCAUCCGAACUGCAUAAAACAUAUUUUCUAUUAAGAAAAUGCCAUUUGACUAUACAUUUUUUACAAAAUUAUCAUUUUUAUUGUUUUUUUUUUUUAUUUUUUAUUUACAAUGUCAAAGGCUUCCUGAACCUAGACGAACGUGAUUGUAGCUGAAACGAAGCAGCCUUGGACCGCGUGUAGGUUUUAUACUAAGUCUCUGGUGCCCAAUGCAUUUUCAUGCACAAUCUUGACCCAGCCUGGUGUUGGGUGGAGAAAACCAACGCUUAGCAUGUUAGUAUAUAUAUAUUUUUAACUAUUACAGGGGAUACAGAUAACUAAUUAACAAUGGGCCAAGUGUGUGGGAUAGAUGGUUAGUCAGUUGAAAACAGCACAUAUACUAGUAAUCAGAUCACAUAGUUGUGGGAAAGUAUGUUCAGUUUCCUAUGAAGGAAUUUGUUGAUGCUUGUGUGUAAAAAUACUUAUAAGACAUUUAAAUUAUCCAGUUUUUGUUUAAAGGGUUUUGUAACAUGGACUCCACAUUUCAUUAAAUGUAUUCGCAAUAAAUGUUUUUUGUUCUUUUUUUUUUUAAAUGGAAGCUUUGUUUUCAUGGAUUACUGUAUUUAUUUUAAAUUAAAGGAAUAGUUCCAAACCUGUGGAAGCCAAGUUCCAUAAUGUUAGGUAAUUACAAUCCCCCUUGUACCUUUAUCUGUCCCGUUUUGUACAUUUUGUAUCUUUCAGUUGUGACUUGAUUUCAAGAGAUGACUUGUGCGCUUACCGUAUAUCAUGUUUUUUUGUGUGUGUGUGUGUGUGUGUGUGUGAAGUCAUACAAAAGCAUUGUGUCUUAAGUUACAUUGAACACUAAUACAAGAUAAUGUAAUACUUAUUAUACAACACACCACUUUUAUGAUACUUUUAUUGGGUUUUUGGUCUUUCUAUAAACUACUUGUAUGUAUAAAAAAAAGUUGCAUGUCAUUGACAUUUUCUUCUCUAGAUGGCACUGUUUACUAGCUCUCGGACAUUUGAUACUGUUCUGAUGAAUUUCGUAAUACUUAGAAGUGUUAUUUUAGUUUCAUUGAGAUACUAUUAUUAUUUUUGUUAAUUUUGAAUUAGUUUUUAUUAUUU
Molecule: messenger RNA, 6013 nt
Organism: Carassius gibelio (silver crucian carp)
Lineage: Eukaryota; Metazoa; Chordata; Actinopteri; Cypriniformes; Cyprinidae
Product: protein FAM135A
Exons: 22
Coding region: 444-4463 (1339 amino acids)
Source: RefSeq, a predicted model, not a curated record